Molecule: messenger RNA, 1580 nt
Organism: Beta vulgaris subsp. vulgaris (sugar beet)
Lineage: Eukaryota; Viridiplantae; Streptophyta; Magnoliopsida; Caryophyllales; Amaranthaceae
Exons: 4
Coding region: 119-1405 (428 amino acids)
Cellular component (GO): cytosol
Molecular function (GO): protein-folding chaperone binding
Source: RefSeq, a predicted model, not a curated record
CUCCAUGAACAAAUAGGUUAUACAGCCAAGCUAUAUAUUCUGCUUGCUACAUUUUCUCUCUCUCUUCCUCUUUCUCUCUUUUUUCCAACUUUAUCAUCUUCUUCUUCCUGUAUAUUCCAUGGAUGUUGAAAUAGAAAAAUCGAAGGAGUGCUAUAAUUUUCCUGGAAUUCGAGAUAUUCUGAGAAAAUAUAAAUCAAAUUCUGCAAAACCACAACAUGAGCAUCAUCAUCGUCGUCGUUCCAAGAAUCACAUUUCUUCCAAUAAUAACAAGGUCAAACCUCGUGAUAACUUCAAAACUAAUCCUUAUGCAUUCCAAGAUCAAAUCUUUAAGGCGACCCAUGAUAAAAAGCAAGAUGUCUAUCAUUUGCAUGACUUUGAAAUGGUCAGCAAAAAUGCAAAUGAAGUUGAAGAGAUUAGCAAAAUGAGUCACAAACAAAGCCAUAAUUAUCAUAAUCAACAUAAUAAUUGCUUCAAGACAUUGUUUAUAUUUACCGUAUCCAAGAAAAAGAAAGUGCCAUCACGAGUCUCAUCUUUUGAGCCCCAAAAAACCCAAACUAUGGAACAAUUAGAAAGCCACUUACCCAAGGCUAAAAGUUUGGAGCCAAUUCCUUCAUUAGGAAGAUCAAGGAGCAUAAAUGAACAUGGGAGAAAAACACCCAAAACUUCAAGAGGACCUUCAAUGAAUAGGACAACAUCAAUGGGUAGUAAUACAUCAAGCUUCAAUAGAAGGAAUGGAUCUUUUAAUAGAAGUACUAGCAUUAGUAGAUCAACAAGUGAUAUGGCUAAUAAAAUGAGAAAAAUGAGUUUAACCAAAAGUGGUCCUAUUAAUAUUAUGUUCUCCAACUCAAGUGGAAUGUUAAAGCCUCCUACUACUGAAAAGGAGCUUGAGUGCAGCCUUGAGGAGUUAUAUCAUGGUUGUGUUAAACAUAUUAACGUUUCAAGAGAUGUCUACACUAUUACAGGAAAAAUAAUCCAAGAAGAAGAGAUUCUAACCGUGAACAUAAAGCCAGGAUGGAAGACAGGAACAAAGAUAACCUUCCAAGGAACCGUCAACGACGAUCAUCCAGGCGAGUUCCCUGGAGACGUGAUCUUCAUCAUCACAGAGAAACACCACCCUUUGUUCCGGCGAAUCGACGACGAUUUGGAGCUAGAGAUAGAAAUCCCCUUAGUUGAUGCACUUACAGGCUGCAACUUAACCAUACCUUUACUAGGGAAAGAUAAAAUGAGCAUGACAAUACAUGAUAUUGUCUAUCCUGGCUUUGAGAAAAUCAUUGUUGGUCAAGGCAUGCCUAACCAAAAGAACCCUAAUCAUAAAGGUGACUUGAAAGUUAAGUUUCUUAUAAAUUAUCCCAACAACUUAACUGAUGAACAACGCUCCCAAAUCUCCAAAAUUUUGAGUCAUUAGAUUUGUUCUUCAAAUCUGAUUUUGUUGAGGAUGACGUAGUUAUCCUAGUUGAUGAUAAUGUUGCAAUGAUGAAGGGAAUUUAGUAAAUAGUUGGAGAGUGUUAAAAAUGUUGGUGGGUUUAAGAAUGCGGAUUAGAGAUCGAAUUAUGUAUCAAGCUUGUGAAUUAAUUGUAAUU